This is a messenger RNA of Penicillium cosmopolitanum, 183 nucleotides long. RefSeq lists its product as uncharacterized. The transcript has a single exon. Bases 1 to 183 code for a protein of 60 amino acids. NCBI's taxonomy places the organism in Eukaryota, Fungi, Ascomycota, Eurotiomycetes, Eurotiales, Aspergillaceae. The record is from RefSeq and is a predicted model, not a curated record.
AUGAAUUCGAAGAAUUCGAAGAAUUCGUACUCAGAGUAUUCUGGGGUUUUGGACCAACAACAACCAUACAUCCUUACGGGCCUGAAUUCCUCUACCGCCUUAUCUGUGAACUUGGAAGAGGACGGCAAGAAGAAGAAAGGGAAGGUCAGCGUUGUCUACACCUAUACCUACGAAGAAUGGUGA